AUGCUCGACUCACCUCACUUAUCUGCAAAAGAUCUCGGUCCACUCAUUAUUAAUAACAUUUCCCAAUGGAAAACUCCCGAAAAGUCGUACGAAAACUAUGAGAAACUAUGUGAUGCAAUUGGAAACAAAAAGAUUUCAUUCGAAGAUUUCGAGUCACUAUUCAAUCAAUAUUCCAGAAAAUUUCACUUAAAAUUGGAAAUUGAGGAACAAAAAGAUAAAAUCUACUGGUGUGUUCUGUCUGACAUAAUUCACCAACGACCAAUCGAUAAUUCGUAUUCUGAUAUUCUCGAAGCAUUCGGAAGUGACGUCAUCAAUAAGAAAGAUUUCGAAAAAUGGCUCGAUUGGUCUAAUUUGAGAAUAGCUUCAAAAAACCUGACAUUCACUGACUUGCCACUCGAUAUCAUCAGAAGAAUCAUCCGAAUGGCGGAUACUGAAACACAAGCUCAACUGCGCAAAUUGUGUUAUUUUCUGAACAUUGAGAUCGGUCAACUGGAUCCAAAAUGCAAAAAUGUUAGCGUCGAGUUUGGACCCGAUUUUAUCGAUUUUAAUGGAAAAAUCUCGAAAUAUACGAAACAUGGAGAUGGCAAGACUGAUUAUUCGAAAUAUAUUAUGGAAGAUUUGGCAUUUGUAUUAAAAAAUCAGAAACUUCAUUUGGAUUCUCUCAGCACUUCUUACAAUCCAGAAUUAGAUCAUAACAAGUCGAGAGAUCGUUUCGAGACCCUUUUGAAAUCAUUGAAACGAAAAAUUCCCGUCAAAAAUUGCUCGAUUCUGAUAAAAAAUCAGACUGACGCGGUCGCAGUGCUUCCAUAUUUGAAGCCUGGAGAGCUGAAAUCGUUGAAAUUUAUGCGUGAUGCAGAUGAUGGAUGGAUUCUAUUUAUCGAUCGAAUCGCCGCUUUACCACAAUGGAAGAGGGCGAAACACGUGUAUUUCGAUGGUCGAAUCGUGUCGUGUCUCACGGAAUUCUAUCAUUUUGCCACAUUUGAAGUCCAUCUUUUGUUGAUUCAUCCUGAAGUACUGGCUAGAUUGACUAGAUUUCAAAUGAAUGUGUCAUUCGCCAAUGAUCCGAUCGCUCUGCGUCGAUUGAUUGCUUAUGAAGCACUUGGCAGAGUGCCAGUAUUCCAAGCAUACAAAAAUAUGUGUAAAAGAAUUGGGGACAAUGUGAUGACCUACCCGGAAUAUGAGUUUUGGUAUUGGAGAUUCAUUCAAGGAGAAAUGAAUUUGAAUCACGAGAGACGAGACACCUCAAAGAAACUUCUCGAAUUACCAUUGGAAAUCCUUCUGUCCAUUUUUGAGAAGUUUACUCCUAUGGAAAGAUUGAUAAUGCGAAAAGUGAGUCGAGUGGUGCGAACUUGCAUUGAUUCAAUCGAUCCGAAAAUCAGCAGAAUAGAUUUCGAGUCGAAAAGAGAUCGAGGAGAAACCAUGAUCGACUAUAAAACCUUCGAUGUCCGGUAUCAAGGAACCACCGAUUGUUUGGUGACUUCUGUGUGGAUGCAACCUUCAAAAUCAAUUCUCAUUCGGAAUACAAACCAUUCUGAAUUGGCUCUUAAUGAUCUUUCCAUUGUUUUGAGCAACCCGAAGCUUAAUUUGAAAUCUUUGGAAAUUACAUCAGAUGCAGAGAAAUUGAAAGGUCUACAACCAUAUCUUCAGUCUCUGAGUCAUAAGAUCCGAGUGGAAAAAGUAAAGAUUCGAACUGAAGAUUCUAUUGAAGAGACGAUGAUUCUUCCGUUUCUAGAACCAGGGAAUCUUGAAGAAAUAACUAUAUGCUUCAAGGAUUACUGUAAACGGACAAGGCAUUUCUAUACGGAACUGAUACCAGCUAUGAUACUUCCGUUCUUGGCAUUCUUGCUGAUUCGAGAAAUUGGAAAAGGGCGGUUGGCUAGAAGACAACUUAUGAGAAGUCAGGCGACAAAAGCAAAACCUGACUACACGACGAUAGUGAUUUCCACAAUGACAGUAGUCUCAAUGAUAUCAGAGAUGCCAUACGGAAUUCACAACAUGGUUUUUCUAUAUUAUACUGAUUAUUCAAGAGACGAAGAUAUGAUAAAUUUCCUGAUUAGGUUGAGAGAUUUACUUGACUUUUUAGUCACAUUGAACACAAUGUCUCAUUGUUUGAUUAGUUUGACAGUGUCAUCUCAAUAUCAGAAUACAGUUGUCUCACUGUUACCGAUUGUUCGGAAGUUGAAGAAACCAAGAAAUAUAAUAAAAGUGACACCGAGUGGGACAUCCGAGGGUAACAUGAUGACGAGGCUUCCGACUACAAAGGACAUCUAA
Molecule: messenger RNA, 2271 nt
Organism: Caenorhabditis remanei
Lineage: Eukaryota; Metazoa; Nematoda; Chromadorea; Rhabditida; Rhabditidae
Exons: 11
Coding region: 1-2271 (756 amino acids)
Biological process (GO): innate immune response
Molecular function (GO): G protein-coupled peptide receptor activity; protein binding
Source: RefSeq, a predicted model, not a curated record